AGCAGGAGCAAUGCAAUGGGGGACCAUACGACAUCGUAGCAGGAUCUCGGUCCUAAAACCCUUGCUGAACCUAAUUUAGCGGCUGCCAAAAUACGUUAAACAGACAAAAAACAAUGGAAGGGGAAGGCAGUCACGAAGACGUGGAGAUGGAGGUCGAACAGGAAAGAGAGCCAUCAUCAUCAUCGUCAGCGGCAAUGAAGCGCUUCGGCCUCAAAAACUCUAUUCAGACUAACUUCGGAGACGACUACGUCUUUCAAAUCGUUGCCCGAGAGGAUUGGACGUCAAUGGCGGUGUCGCUUUCGUCAAACGCUGUAAAAUUGUACUCUCCGUUGACCGGACAGUACCUUGGGGAGUGCAGAGGCCACUCCGCAACUGUAAAUCACAUUUCCUUCAAUGUUCCGUCGUCUCCGCAUAUAUUCUGCUCUUCCUCCUCUGACGCCACUAUCAGAUUUUGGGACACUAGGACUUUUCAUCAGGUAUCUUUUAUAAAUGCGGGCCCGUCAGAAGAAAUUUUCAGUUUCUCUUUUGGUGGACCUGCUGACAAUCUUCUUGCUGCUGGUUGCAAGUCUCAGGUUGUGUUCUGGGAUUGGAGGACCAUGAAAAAGGCUGCAUGCUUGGAGGAAUCCCAUAUGGAGGAUGUCACUCAGGUGCACUUUGUUCCUGGUCACCAGAACAAGCUUCUUUCUGCUUCGGUUGAUGGACUAAUGUGUCUGUUUGACACCAGUGGAGAUAUCAACGAAGAUGACCAUUUGGAGUCAGUACUUAAUGUGGGAACCUCGAUUGGAAAAGUUGGGUUUUGUGGAGAUUCUAACCAGAAAAUUUGGUGUUUGACGCACAUUGAAACUUUGAGCGUUUGGGACUGGAAAGAAUCAAUCAUGGAAGUCAAUUUUGAGGAUGCUCGUUCUUUGACUUCUGACAGAUGGACACUUGGUCAUGUUGAUUACUUUGUUGAUUGCCAUUACUCAAUGGAUGAGAAUCGUCUCUGGGUGAUUGGUGGUACAAAUUCUGGCACGUUAGGCUAUUUCCCAUUGUAUUGCAAAAGCAGUCAAGGAGGGGCGUCCACAAUUGGGUCAGCGGAAGCUGUUCUUCUUGGAGGCCAUGCAGGUACUGUUAGGAGCAUAUUGCCUAUGUCCCCCUUGUCAGGAAGAAUCACCCAAAGCCAAGGCAUCUUUGGAUGGACAGGUGGUGAGGAUGGCCGUUUGUGUUGUUGGUUGUCUGACGAAGCAUUUGAUAGCAAUCGCUCAUUUAUAUCCAGUGCGCUGGUUGCCAAGGUACAAAAGAAUAGCAGGAAUAGCCGGCACAGUCCAUAUUAGGAUUUUGUUACCUCAAAUGUCGUGUUGUAUUUUACGCUUUCCCUUUUGUAAGUUUUUUUUUUUUUGUUUGGUCUUUUUCUUUUUGUAGCUCGAAUUGUUCCUUUUGCGUAGUGUUACCAUUGCAGGAGCUGGUUGGUUGGGUA
This is a messenger RNA of Coffea eugenioides, 1456 nucleotides long. RefSeq names its product WD repeat-containing protein GTS1. Bases 114 to 1313 code for a protein of 399 amino acids. The record is from RefSeq and is a predicted model, not a curated record. Gene Ontology annotation, molecular function: protein binding. Lineage: Eukaryota; Viridiplantae; Streptophyta; Magnoliopsida; Gentianales; Rubiaceae. The transcript is spliced from 8 exons.